This is a messenger RNA of Staurois parvus, 247 nucleotides long. The record is from the annotation of a GenBank genome assembly. NCBI's taxonomy places the organism in Eukaryota, Metazoa, Chordata, Amphibia, Anura, Ranidae.
CAUUUGGAAACUCGGGCACUGCCCGAGGGCCCGGGGUCAGUAGGGGGCCCCAUGAGAUGCCCCUGGUACCUUUUUCAUAGGCUUUUUUUGAGGUUUUUUGAAUUUGGGCAAGGACACAGGGACCCCAUGAUCCCUUAUUGCCUGGGGGCCCCAUGAGUUGUCAGUCCGCCCCUGGCUACUAAUUAUAAUUUACCUGAUGUACAAAAUCCUGUAAACAAAUUAUUAAAGUGCAAUAUAUCAAAUCGAC